Molecule: messenger RNA, 3427 nt
Organism: Oreochromis aureus
Lineage: Eukaryota; Metazoa; Chordata; Actinopteri; Cichliformes; Cichlidae
Product: type II inositol 3,4-bisphosphate 4-phosphatase-like
Exons: 26
Coding region: 205-3252 (1015 amino acids)
Cellular component (GO): cytoplasm
Molecular function (GO): phosphatidylinositol-3,4-bisphosphate 4-phosphatase activity
Source: RefSeq, a predicted model, not a curated record
GGAGGCAGACAACUCUCGCGAUACUUGAUUCAAUCAAACGUUCUUCCACUAUGGUCUCGGCUCUGUCUGUCCAAACACACGGCGGCUGGUAAAGCUGGUCAUUACCCCUCCAAAUCCCGCUUUUUCUGUCGAAAGCAGUGACGCUCACUGAACCGUGAUGAUGGUGAUGAAGAAGAAGAUAAUGGUGCGGUCAGCAGGCAAACGAUGAUGAGGAGGAGGAUGAAGCUGAGGGUGAACCGCAGCCAGCUGCUGUCUCUGUCCAAAGAAGAAACAUCUGGGAGCUUCCAGAAAGAAGGAACGCUGCAGGUCGGACGGCAGGAGGCAGUUCUCACAGAGCGGUUCUGUCGUCUGAGAGGAAACCUGCUGUUCAUCCUGAAGAAGCAGGCUGGUGAGCUGGAGGAGGUGUUGCUGCUGGAGAGAUGUAACGUCAUGAAGCUUCCACACAAUAGCAGACGGCUUGCUGUCAGCUUCGAGAGCGGCGACCCUCCCGUGUUCCUGCAGUCGAGCAGCUCCGCAGAGUGCACGUCAUGGCUCAUCAGCCUGAGAGACGCCAACAUCAAGGAGAUGAGGAGACGCAUCACACACCUGCGCACGCUCAUUAACACACACACGCAGGAACACACAAAAACCACCACGGACAGCCCUGACAGUGAUGGAGGUGCAGGUGGAGCAGAAUCUGCUGGUUUGGUAUCUCCACUGCACCUGACAGUGGAGUGUCGCGGUUUGGACAUCAUCAGAGAUAAAAUCCAGCUUCACAUCUCUGUCAUCGACACACACACUCACACAGUCAGGAAGCACUGCAGCGCAGAGAUAGCAGAGGGAUCAGAUGAUGGUGUGUUUCUGACAUCAGUGUGCUUUUGUGACGACUUCCCGCUAUACCGGCACUGCAGGAUCAAAGUCACUGUUUACCAUGCAGACGACUCCACAACAAGGAGCUUCCUGGGUUUCACCUCGUUCUCUAUCAGAGAUCUGCUCAGGGUCAAGGAGCCUCACGUCUCUCUUAGCCUCAGGACGAUGGAUGGCGUGAACGAGGUGGGGGAGGUGCGGGUGUCCCGCGUGCAGAUGGAGGGAGACAACGAGAGUCAAACUCCUUCUGAACACAAGUGUUCCACGCUGUGUGACAGUAUUCACGGCUCUGUCCACGACAAAGACAACAGUCCAAUGAUGAGAGCAUUGCUUUGUGCUCAGGUCUCUAAGGUGAACAGGUUUAAGACAGAAGAUCAGAGGUGGCUGCUGGUCAGGGAACAGAUGUCAGAGACGCCGCUUUCUUUCUCUCUACCCAAACAGUUACUGAGCUUGCUCAUACAGGAGCAUACAAACAGAAUUCAGGAAGUGAAGGAACUCGGUGACCUUUCACCCCACUGGGAUGGCCUUCGCCAUGAUGUCAUCAGUCACUGUAACCACUUGACCGGGUGCUAUCAGGAACUGCUCACUGAGCUUGAAAAAGUUUCAGCUUCAUCCUGUUUUAAGCCGAGCACCAGUAAGUCAGACAGACACCUACAGUUUGUUCCGACCAACCUACACACGCAGAGGAUGGAGGUCACCAGUCCCGACAGCACAGGUGUUUGGUAUGACGUUAUAACUUUUGGUGCUCCAGCCGAUCAUCACCAGGCCUUCAAACACGGAGGGCUGAAGAAACUCCUCAGCAAACAUACAAACCUCAGGGAAAGCUGUGUCUCUUACUCCCAGGAGGAGAGCUCUAGAGCCAAGGAGCUGCUGACAAGGAUGGCCCAGCUGCAGCCGUUGGUCUUCGGACUUGCAGAGGAGCUGCUCUCCGUCGCGCAGGAGCUGAACACCGCCCGGCUGCGGCAGGUCCUAGGCAGCCUGAUGGAACAGACCGAGCAGUUUGUGCACGCGCUCAAAGAGGAGUUGGUAAAAUGUGCCUUGUUGGAGAUCCAUAACCAGUGCAUCGCAAAUGCCAACAGCAGCCACGUCCACAGCAACGGGCUGCUGUGUGAGAACUGUCCUGCCGAUCAGGAGCAGGACGGUGGCCGACGCGACACGGAGUACGACGAGGAGGAGUGGGACAGGGUGUGGGUGAAUGUCGGAAAGAGCAUCAACUGCAUUGUUGCCAUGGUCGACCGACUGCAGCAGCAAGAGGAGACGCUUCAGACAGUGAUGUCAGCAGAGCUGCAGGAAGGCACCGGGGACACAAACUCUCAGAACACAGGUGACGCCUCUCGUUCCUCCUUCUCCUCCUUCUCUGGGUGCACCUGGGAAGAGCACCUUCUCCCUCUGGUGGUCACUCUCAGGGACUGCGUGCGUGAGGCAGUGAUGAAGGCCCAAGUGGCUAUGACCUUUGUGGUCCUGCAGGAGGCAGUGGAUGCGACAGUCGCUCAGGGCCCUGUACACAUAGCCCAGAGACGUCACGCCGCCUUCAGCCAGGCGCUCUCAGCAGUAGUUUGUGGCGUCAUGCUGAAGCUUUACAGAGGCCUGGAGGAUCCUGACUUUCUACGGCAACUUCACACUGUAGGAGUAUUGGCUCAAUUUGAAAGCCUGUUGAGCACCCACGGUGAUGAGAUUGGGAUGCUGGAAGACAUGGAAGUGGGUGUGGCUGACCUAAAGGGAGUAUCGUUCACCAUCACCGAGGCCAAAACGGAACAACCAGACGACCUGCUGCCGACACUCAGUGGAACAUGGGGCAGUUUUAUUGUUGAAGUCCCGUUGCCUCCAGAGACCUUCAGCUCACUGCCACAGGAACUAAAAGAUGGGCUGUUGAUUCGAGUCGAUCCUGUUCUGUUUAACAUUGGAAUCAACCAGCAUCAGAGUUAUGCUGAGAGGUUUGGUGACUGUUCGCUGCAGGAGAGAAUAAACCAGCAGAGCUGUGAGCGUCUCAAAGCUUAUUGUAACACACUGAGGGACAGACUGCCUGACAUGGCUGGUAUCCAGUCGCUGGCAGACUUGUUGUCUUCUCUGGAACGCAGCAUUGAGGCCAAGAAGAGGAAGAACGUGGAGGUUCUGUGGAUUGCUGCUAAGGUGUGUCGUAAGGUGAACGGCGUGCGGCUGACGAGCUGUAAGAGUGCGAAGGACCGCACUGCGAUGUCGGUGACGCUGGAGCAGUGCGCCUUACUGCGGGAGCGACACGCACUCAGCCAGCAGCACUUCAGUAUCGCGCUGGACUGGAUGAGAAGGGAUGGCUGCAGGAUGGAGAACGUGGAGAAAAACAUUGGCAGCAGGAAGUUCGCCUUCAGCAGCGUCCAGCUUCUCACCUUCCCCAAACUCUACCGACCUCCAGAUGGCAGCUAUGGAUAAGAAUGCAUAAAAUGUAUCUAUGUACAUAUAUGUGUAUAUAAUUUUUUUUAUCAUUAAUUUGUUUUAUAAUGUGACGACAGUGUUAUUUUUAUUUCUGUGUUCAUAAAAAUGUUGAUUGUGGGUGUAGAAAUUUGAAUGACAAACAUUUUUCUACAAUAAACAAUUAAACACUCGA